GAGUUCCAGAAGAAAACACAGAGAGAGCACUAAACUGAAGAAACUGGUCAUUGGAUACAUAAACUCAGUUUUGAUGGCACUCCUUUCUGACAAGAGCUCCAAUGGGAUGGAACUCUUAGAUCUCCUGUUUGAGCAGGCCGAUGAGAACUCGGCUCCUGAAGAGCCUGAGGGUGGCCGUGUUAACCCAGCCUGGCCAUUCCCGGAUCAAAGUUUGCUGUCCCACAGUGAUGAUGGAGCUGAUCAUUUCCUGGACUCCUUGCUGAAUGCAUGUGAGAGUGUAUCAGGCUCUAGCUCACCUCUGUGGGUCCCGUCACCCAGCGACAGCGGCAUCAGUGACGAUCCCCUCUCAGACCAUUUGGACAGUCCUCCUCCUCCCGCCAACCUGCUCUUUGACUCCUUCUUCAUCUCUCAGCACCACCAUCCUCUUCCUGUUUUUCCUCCUCCUCAGUCCCAACAACAACAGUACUCGGGAUGGGCCUCGAGCUCCUCAGAACGAGAUAUUUCCAUUGAUGUGGAGGCCUGGGAGUCCAGUCUGUCCUUGUGCAGUUCAAUGGUUCCUCAUUGUGUGCCUGCAGCAGAUCCGAGCCCUGAUGCCUCUUCAGUUGUCCAGCUCAGCGUGAAGGAUCUGCUCCUCUCUAAUUUAGGAGAACCUCCCAAGCAACCCUCUCAGAACUUGCUGCAGGAACUCGUUCUUAAUGAUGAUGAGAAGAAACUUUUAGCCAAGGAAGGAGUGUCUCUACCCAACCAGUUUCCCCUCACCAAGUGUGAAGAGAAGAUCCUGAAAAAGAUUCGCAGAAAGAUUCGCAACAAGCAGUCUGCCCAGGAGAGCAGAAAGAAGAAGAAAGUGUACCUUGAUGGCCUAGAAGGGAGAAUGGCUGUUUGCAGUGCCCAGAAUAUGGAGUUGCAGAAGAAAGUGAUUCAGCUGGAGAAAACCAACAUGUCUCUAAUGGAUCAGUUACGUAGGCUGCAAGCCCUGUUCAUGAACAGCUCUAAUAAACCUGCUCAGACUGGCACGUGUAUCCUGGUGCUACUGCUGUCUUUCUCUCUCAUCCUGUUCCCCAGAUUCCAACCACUGUCCCACAGCAGGACCGCUGAUCCAGCAGACUUUAGCACAGCCAAAGUUCAGUCACGCUCACUGCGCUCUGUGGUAGAGGUCCAUAGUCUGCAGCCAGACUCCUCCAUGGACAGGAACAUGGAGAGAGCCACCAACAUCAUUUCCAAGAUGCACAUCAGGCCUGAAUAUGCCGAUAUGGACCCUCUACACCACAACCGAAGUUAUGGAGAUCAGGAGCAUCACAAUGGUGAUCCGAUCACCGGGAACAUGGCCAUGCUGGGUUGGUAUAAUUCACGGCCAUGUAAACAGAAAGACAGGAAAUGAUGUCAUACAUCAACUGAAUGGACCAUCCGUUUGCACAAGUAUGGCAAAAAAUUUUGACGUUUUAUGUGUUGCUGACAAAGUGUUGCUGUCCUUGUUUUCGCAGAACCCAACUGGUUCAGACGAAAGCAGCAUCAUGCUCAUUAACCGAGAGUUAUCAGUGCUUAGAUAGUCUCAUUAUACUUACAACACUGACAUUUGACUUGUAUUGAUACGAGUAAACAAGAAAAAAUGAAAUUACAAUAGUAGUUUCCACAAAUCAAGUUCAGAUUUUGCUCACAGUGUGGUUUGGUCAGCAAUAACUGUGGCAACAUUGUUGUAUUGCUUUGCUUGGUCUGUCUUUACCUGGGUUAUUUCUGCCUGAAUCAGUUAAUUGUCCAACAGAAGUUCUGGCCUACAUUGGCUCGAUGUCAAAAUUGUGUCGCUCCGUGUAAGAUCUUUAAGAUAACCAGCACAGAUGGAGUCAUGAAGACAGCAGUGCUCAGAGAACAAGGAUUAGGGAAAAAUCUUCAGCACAGUAAAUAAUCGAGAGCUUGUAUCAUGACCGAAUAAACAAGGAGUUAGAUCUUCCUUACAGAAAUGCUGAAUUUCAAAGCAAAUCAACAAAAUGAAGAAAAGAAAAACCCCCACAACAAGUCAGUAGAAAACAAGAGAAAUAGAAACGCAACCACAAAAACGAAUCUGUAGACACAACAGAAAACAAAAGAAACUCCCAUAAGAAUAGUGAAACUAUAAAAGGUAGGUACAUGUUAUACACAAAUAAGGAACUAUAGACUAUAUUAGUUUAUAGACUAUAACUAUAGAGGAACUAUAGAGGAACUAUAACUAUAGUUUAUAGUUUAUAUAACUAUAGUUUAUAGACUAUAACUAUAGAGGAACUAUAAACUUGCAUUUUGAGUUAAAAGAGAAAAAUAAGUGCAUGGUGCUAUGUUGUAAUCAUGCACAAAAGUAGAAUGUUAAAAACAAAUCAUAGAGGAUACUAUAU
Messenger RNA from Ictalurus punctatus (channel catfish), 2360 nucleotides. RefSeq names its product cAMP responsive element binding protein 3-like 3b (gene creb3l3b). Lineage: Eukaryota; Metazoa; Chordata; Actinopteri; Siluriformes; Ictaluridae. Gene Ontology annotation, biological process: regulation of transcription by RNA polymerase II. The transcript is spliced from 10 exons. Bases 74 to 1378 code for a protein of 434 amino acids. The record is from RefSeq and is a predicted model, not a curated record. Gene Ontology annotation, molecular function: RNA polymerase II cis-regulatory region sequence-specific DNA binding; DNA-binding transcription factor activity, RNA polymerase II-specific. Gene Ontology annotation, cellular component: nucleus.